AUGGACGAUCCCGCUCCACCACACCAGCUCUUCGAUACCAUCCUCGUCCUGGACUUCGGGUCUCAAUACACCCAUCUUAUCACAAGGCGACUGCGUGAACUCAAUGUCUACUCCGAGAUGCUGCCAUGCACUCAGAAGCUGGCAGACUUGACAUGGAAACCUAAAGGUGUCAUCCUGUCUGGUGGCCCUUACUCAGUUUACGCGUCAGAUGCGCCACAUGUCGAUCCUGAAGUCUUCAACCUCGACGUACCGAUUUUGGGAAUCUGCUAUGGCUUACAGGAGCUUGCUUGGCACUUCGGCAAGAACGUACUGGCGGGCGAGAAGCGAGAGUACGGCCGUGCUGCGCUCAACAUCCACCCGCGAAAUGGCCAGGAAGCGCACGUCAGCCGCUUGUUCGAAGGACUACCUGACGAUAUGGACGUAUGGAUGUCGCACGGUGACAAGCUCUCCCGCCUACCAGACGAUUUCAUCACCAUCGCAACUUCUGCAAACUCUCCGUACGCGGCCAUUGCGCACGAAAGCAAGGAAUACUACGGCGUGCAAUUUCACCCUGAAGUCACACAUACUCCGAAAGGCACCCAAGUCAUCCGCAACUUUGCCGUCAGCAUCUGCAAAGCUCGGCAGAACUGGACCAUGGAGGCGUUCCGUGACAAGGAAGUUGAGCGGAUUCGAAAGCUCGUCGGCCCGAAAGGUCAGGUUAUUGGCGCAGUCAGCGGUGGCGUGGAUUCCACCGUUGCCGCAAAGUUGAUGCACGAAGCCAUCGGCGACCGCUUUCACGCCGUCAUGGUUGACAACGGCGUGCUGCGGAAAGACGAAGCCAAGCAAGUCAAGCAAACACUAACCAAGAAUCUUGGGGUCAACCUUACCGUGGUUGACGCAAGCGAGCGCUUUCUGAGUCUGCUGAAAGGUGUUGAGGAUCCGGAGAAGAAGCGCAAGAUCAUCGGCAAUACCUUCAUUGAGAUCUUCGAAGAGGAAGCGAAGAAGAUUGCCAAGGAAGCCGAGAAUACGCCUCGAGCGGGCAACAUCGAGUACUUUCUUCAGGGUACGCUGUAUCCGGAUGUCAUCGAAUCCAUCAGCUUCAAAGGCCCUAGUGCUACCAUCAAGACACAUCACAACGUGGGUGGUCUGCCGGAGAAGAUGAACCUCAAACUGAUUGAGCCGCUGAGGGAGCUCUUCAAGGAUGAAGUCCGAGCCAUCGGCACCGAAUUAGGCAUUGCGGAGGAGCUCGUCUGGCGCCAUCCGUUUCCGGGUCCUGGUCUGGCCAUCCGUAUCAUCGGCGAAGUCACACCAGAGAAGGUGCGCAUAGUACAAGAAGCUGACGCGAUCUUUAUGGAGGAGCUCAAAGCGGGCAAAACCAAGGAUGGCACCUCGCUGUACCGAGACAUCAGUCAAGCGUUUGCCGCGCUGUUCGUCGACAAGGCAGUAGGUGUUGUUGGCGAUCAGAGACUGCAUGGUUAUGUUAUCGCGUUGAGAGCGGUGAAGACAACCGACUUCAUGACCGCCAAGGCCUACUGGUUCGACGAAGAGUUUGCUUCCCGGGUUAGCGACCGUAUCGGGAACGAGGUGCAAGGCGUCGCUCGUGUAGUGUACGAAUGGACGAGCAAACCGCCUGCCACUAUCGAGCUGGAAUAG
Molecule: messenger RNA, 1632 nt
Organism: Baudoinia panamericana UAMH 10762
Lineage: Eukaryota; Fungi; Ascomycota; Dothideomycetes; Mycosphaerellales; Teratosphaeriaceae
Exons: 1
Coding region: 1-1632 (543 amino acids)
Biological process (GO): GMP biosynthetic process
Cellular component (GO): cytosol
Molecular function (GO): GMP synthase activity; GMP synthase (glutamine-hydrolyzing) activity; ATP binding
Source: RefSeq, a predicted model, not a curated record